This is a messenger RNA of Puccinia triticina, 666 nucleotides long. RefSeq lists its product as uncharacterized. The transcript has 3 exons. The record is from RefSeq and is a predicted model, not a curated record. Lineage: Eukaryota; Fungi; Basidiomycota; Pucciniomycetes; Pucciniales; Pucciniaceae. The coding region runs from base 1 to 666 and encodes 221 amino acids.
AUGUCCUCAGGCAAUGUCGGGAUCCAUUCAUCGCAUAUCAUGUUCCAUCGAGCCCAACGAGACUAUGAACGACUCCAGGAAUCCUACAACCAAUGGCUCAAGAAACGAGAGAAAACCAAGCAAGAUAUCCUCAAACAGAUCGCUUCGAUCAACGAAGCCGCGCUCGAUGCCAAGAAGUCUGCCAAACUGUCCAAACUGAAAGCUCAACUAUCCGCCUUUGAGGAGGAAGAGGCCGAAGUGCCUGAUGCUGAACUGCUACAGCAUUCGCCCCAUGCUCGUCCCUGUCAUCGUCCAGCCUACCGAAAACUUGCGUUCGAAAACGCUCUGAAGCAAUCAGAAGAGAAGAAGAGACUGGCAGAGGACGUGUAUAAUGCAGCUCAAUUAGCCAAGCAAGCCUCAGCUCCAGUCCCGAGUGAACCUGCUGCUGAACCGGCUGAGGCCGAAGCUCAGGAGGCACCUCCACCCACGCCAGAAGCGGCGACUAGCAGUGUGCCCAGACCGAUGAGUCGAAUCAAGAAACUUGAUGCCUAUUUAACCAAGUUAGAGAGCGGGAGAGGGAUGACGAAGACCUUUGCUCCGGAGCGCCAGAGUCCCACCUACGGUAAAUGGUCUCUACGCGCCGGUACUUUCCAACCCGGCCGUGACAAACCCGCUUCAUCUUCGUAA